Molecule: messenger RNA, 564 nt
Organism: Botrytis porri
Lineage: Eukaryota; Fungi; Ascomycota; Leotiomycetes; Helotiales; Sclerotiniaceae
Exons: 2
Coding region: 1-564 (187 amino acids)
Source: RefSeq, a predicted model, not a curated record
AUGGUUUACGCAAGUUUCAAAAACGCGAUUUUCCUGUUCAUUAUUUUCAAACUCGCCUUUCUCUCAGUCGCACAGAGCUUGACCCCGAUUCCUCUACCAGAGGCUGUAGUAACCACUUUAGAUUUCUCAAGUGACUUCACAGAUAGUCAGAUUGCUGGAUCUUCUAGAACUCUAAUCACCAGUUUGGUCAUUAUUACGGGUGGAUUCGAGCCCACUGUCACCCUCACAAUUGUGGCUCCUGCACCAACUUCCACCGUCUCUUACAGUUCGACUUCAACUUCUACCUCUAUUCUGACCUUCACCUCGUCUCCUGACCCUGUCUCAACAUCAAAAUCUACCACCGUCACUGCCGCUUCGUCUUCCGCUUCUGUUCCGAAUUCGGUCCCGAUCACUGGCUCUAGCUCAACUUCCACUUUCACCACCGGUACACAGACCAAGAGCAACCCUAGCAACACCGCAAGUCCAAAUCAGAGCUUGGGACUAAAAAGCAUGGAUUCUGACUGCCUCUUGAUAGUGGUUACAAUCGUUUUGGGAUUGCUUGUCAUUCUGGAAUUCUUCAUUUAA